GUUGGUGGGCAGGGCGACCUUGAUACAAUUUACGCUGUAGCAGUGCCCACACACCCAGUAGACGGCAGUAUCCGCUGACGCUCACACACUGACCCCGCCUCUCACCAGCACCACACCACCACCGGUCGCCACAACCACCACAAUGCCUGAGUACAAACUGGUUUACUUCAACGCCAAGGGUCGGGCCGAGUUGACCAGAUGGAUCCUCGCCUAUGGUGGCACCGCUUACACUGACGAGCGCGUCGAGCUGGAGAAUUGGCCUGAGAGGAAGAAGACCAUCAUGACGGGAAAAGUGCCGAUGUUGGAGAUAGACGGUAAACAACUACCACAGUCCUUAGCUAUUGCCCGCUACGUAGCCAAGAAGGCCGGACUAGUGCCUGAAGACGCUCUCCGAGCAGCUUACUGUGAUGCCCUUGUCGACACGGUCUCAGAUCUGAUAACCGAGGGGCAUAAGGCCAAGACCAGCGGUAAGAGUGAGGAGGACGGGAAGAAGGCCGUACGGGAGGAGUUCAUCCCUAACCACGCAGAGCCUGUCAUGGAACGCCUUAACAAGCACCUGGGGGAGAAGGAAUGGUACACGUCAGGCAAGAUCACCUGGGCUGACCUGUCGAUAGCCUCGUAUUUCGGUGAGGAAACUAACGGGUUCUCCUCUAAAUUGCUGGACAAGUACCCGGCACUGAAGGCCCACAUCCAAAAAGUGAGAAAUCUACCCAAAAUCAAAGAGUGGCUCGCAAAACGCCCAGUGACUUCAAUGCUGUUAACCAAUCGACCAGACUCUGCAGCUGUCAACCAAUCGACAAACUCUACAGCUGUCAACCAAUCGACAGACUCUACAGCUGUCAACCAAUCGACAGACUCUACAGCUGUCAACCAAUCGACAGACUCUACAGCUGUCAACCAAUCGACAGACUCUACAGCUGUCAACCAGGUUAUUCAUACAACUAUGAACUUGAUCAAACAGUUACAAAAUAGAUCGUGCCGCUCAUCACUUCCCCCCUCCCGUGCCCGUCAGCAAUGUGGUGAUGAGUCAGCCGGCAGUCAGGCGUGCAUAAGACCGUGGUGCGGCACGACUCCACCACAGUUCACCGCAGACCCUCGCUUCGUACACAACACCCGCAGCCGUCUUCUCUCGCGCCCUUCUCUAGCCACCACCACCACAACCACCAUCAUGCCUGAAUACAAGCUGAUCUACUUUAACGCCAGGGGUCGCGCUGAGCUGAGUCGUUGGAUCAUGGCUUACGGUAACAUCACCUACACGGACGAACGUGUCGAGAAGGAGGAUUGGCCCGAGAAGAAGAAGAGUCUUCACGGAGGCAAGGUGCCGCUGUUGAUGGUGGACGACAAGCCUCUGCCACAGUCUAUGGCCAUCGCCCGCUACCUGGCCAAGCAGGCUGGCCUCGUACCUCAAGACGACAUGGACAGCGCCUACUGUGACGCCGUGACUGACACUCUCAACGAUGUGACUGGAGAAGGUUAUAAGAUCAUGUUCUCGUCCAUGAGUGAGGAGGAGAAGAAGAAGACCUAUCGGGAGGAGUUCUUCCCUAACGUGAUGGAGCCCGUGUUGGUCAGACUCAACAAGCGGCUGGAGGAGAGAGAGUGGUUCGUCACGGACAAGGUGACGUGGGCGGACUUCAUGAUCUCACUGGUGUUCGGGGAGGUGAGGAAGAGGAAGGCUGACCUGCUUGAGCCUUUCCCCAAGGUAGUGGCUCUCGUCCAAAGGGUCAGGGACCUUCCAGCCAUCAAACAGUGGCUUGAGACAUCUCCUGAUACGCCAUUCUAAUCUCCAAUGAUUUUUUGUUUUGUUUUCACUUUCCAAAAUGUCAACAAUACUCUAAAACAACUAUUUCUUAAUUGACAUUCUUUUAAAAUAUUUCGAGUCAGUGAUCGUUUUCUAAUUUGGUUCAACGUGAGUCUUAAUAAUUAGGACUUUACUUUAGUCCUCAGUGAACGUUUAUUGUUUUUGCUCGAUAAACACCAUUCACUUUGAGACACCAGAGGCCUUAUAUGCGUGAUAACAUUUAGAUAACGUUUGAUUUAACUCAUCAUAGAGGGUCAUAUUAGCUCAAAACAUAUCCUAAAACUUAACCCAUCACACCAGUCUAAACACGUCUAAUGUUUUUCUUUAUAAAGACUAAAACUAAUUCUAAAUACCAGGAUAUUCUUGUUCCGUGUAUAUCAUAUCAGAGCUCUUGUCAACAUAACAGGAUACUAUGUCUGUUAUCGGUGUGUUUACAUGACCUGAUUCACACACUUGUAAUCAAACCUUACUAUCACCUGUGCCUGACUCACACGCUCACAAUUUAUUCAAAACUUUACACACACACACAUAAUCUAUCACACUACUGUAUUACAAACCAUCCAUUCUUUUUAAAUAAACUCUGCCUGACCGACGCUCAUACGAUCCGUCAUCCUCAACAACUCAGAUCCUUUAGUUACGACUUGUGAUAUUUAGAUAAAGUUUUGCGUUUUUUUUUUGCUUGGGGUUAUGUUGGAUUUGAGAUGUUAGACAUGUUAUUACGUUGACUGUAUACGUAUAUAUUAUGAGAAUCUUUAGGGAAAUUGGUUUAUGCAACAGUAAUGGAGUGGGCUGUAAUAUAUUGCUCUCAGAAAAUAAAUGUACGCAGUUUAAUUCAUUAUUUAAUAGGAUUUAUAUAAAUUCUUUAUAAUGAAUAUCUCACCAAUAAAGAGUUUGAAAAUU
This is a messenger RNA of Homarus americanus (American lobster), 2698 nucleotides long. RefSeq lists its product as uncharacterized. The coding region runs from base 143 to 1780 and encodes 545 amino acids. The transcript is spliced from 11 exons. The record is from RefSeq and is a predicted model, not a curated record. Gene Ontology annotation, molecular function: glutathione transferase activity. Gene Ontology annotation, biological process: glutathione metabolic process. Lineage: Eukaryota; Metazoa; Arthropoda; Malacostraca; Decapoda; Nephropidae.